AUGGUCAAAAUCGACGACUUCGCCGUCGAGUCCUGGAUGGACGCAUACGAGACAAAGUGCAAGUACAACGUCGCCGAAACAUGUUGUGCUUCAAUCUCCGUCGAUCAGCUACGCGAGCUGUCCGAGGACAAAAACCGACCAGUUUUCGAUACCUCGCGUGUCCUCACAUACGGUACCAUUAGAGGAAGUGACGAGCUACGCAACAACCUCGCCCGGCUGUAUUCUGCAAAAGUCACAAACCCACUCUCCCCAGACAGCAUCCUUAUCACUCCUGGUGCCAUUCAAGCAAAUUAUCUGACUGCAUACGCUCUCGCCGGCCCUGGAGACCAUGUCAUCUGCCACUACCCCACCUACCAAUCUCUCUACGAGGUCCCUAAGCAAUUGGGCGCUGAAGUCGACUUGUGGAAAGCUACACCCGAGAACAAAUGGGUACCUAAAAUCGACGACCUCAAGUCGCUCAUCAAGCCCAACACCAGGCUCAUCGUCAUCAACAACCCCAACAACCCUACUGGUGCCAUCCUAGGCAAGACUUUCCUACAAGAACUCAUCGACAUUGCUUCUGAAAAGAAUAUUACUAUCAUGAGUGAUGAGGUCUAUCGGCCACUGUUCCAUUCCAUCAGUCCAUUGGACAAGGAGUUUCCACCGUCUCUCCUAUCCAUGGGCUACGACAACGUCAUCGUCACGGGCUCCAUGUCAAAGGCCUAUUCACUUGCCGGUAUUCGCAUAGGAUGGAUAGCUUCUCGUAGCUCUGAGAUCAUUGAGAGAAUCGCUUCAGCGCGUCAUUACACCACCAUCUCUGUCUCCUACUUCGAUGAAUGCAUCGCAGCAUAUGCGCUACACUCGGCAACAGUGCACCAGCUGCUAGCCCGCAACCUCGAACUCGCGAGGAAAAACAUGGCCAUUCUGGAAAAGUUUCAACUCAAAAACGAAGACGAGUGUGAAUGGGUCAGGCCCGUUGCUGGCACUACAGCUUUCGUCAAGUUUCACAGGGAGGGAAAGCCCGUCGACUCAGUCGACUUUUGCAAAAAGCUGCUGGAAGCGACGGGCGUCAUGUUCGUACCUGGCAGUACCUGUUUCGGCGAAGAGUUCAAGGGCUAUGUCAGGAUUGGCUAUGUUAACCAGACAGACGUUGUUCAGAACGGACUGGAUGCUGUAACAAAGUUCAUACGGAAGAACCUUGACGACCCACGCCCAACUCUCAACACAACAUGCUUGCACCUUGAUCUACAUGAGGUUAAUACUGACUGCUCCAAACUACUGACACGCCUUGUAUCUUCUCAUCUUGCGCACCUUCUACGCUGCCGUGAACAUCUUCGUCUACAACUCCGUAGUUGCGCAUCCAUAUCUGCACAAAUCAUCACAGCCAUGACUGAUCCAUACAAAACAACAAACUCCAAGCCUUCUGCUUGGAUAAAAAAGUCCACGACUCCUCUUGUAAACGUGGAUAGUGUGUCCACUACCACAACAUCGUCAACGACCCUCAAGCCUCCAUCCCCUUUACCAGAACGUCCAUCCUCUGCAACAUCCUGGCGAUCAAAACUCCAUAUUCAUGGCUCUUCCUCGCACUCCAGUUCACGGCGAUCGAAAUCCGCAGAAACGGGCAAAGAAAGAUGGCGUGAUGCAAAUCUUAGUGAGAAGGAACGCUGGAAAGAUUGGCAAAAAGCAAAGGAUAAGGAGCAGAUGAGAGGUUCGACGGUCGGCGCUUUCACGCAAUUCUACAAGGGGACUGAGGGUGUGGCGUACUGGAUAGCGUUGUGA
Molecule: messenger RNA, 1758 nt
Organism: Alternaria burnsii
Lineage: Eukaryota; Fungi; Ascomycota; Dothideomycetes; Pleosporales; Pleosporaceae
Product: plp-dependent transferase
Exons: 4
Coding region: 1-1758 (585 amino acids)
Biological process (GO): biosynthetic process
Molecular function (GO): pyridoxal phosphate binding; catalytic activity
Source: RefSeq, a predicted model, not a curated record